Messenger RNA from Calypte anna (Anna's hummingbird), 1274 nucleotides. It is a transcript of the gene SDHAF3, whose product is annotated as succinate dehydrogenase complex assembly factor 3. The transcript has 2 exons. The coding region runs from base 47 to 412 and encodes 121 amino acids. The record is from RefSeq and is a predicted model, not a curated record. Lineage: Eukaryota; Metazoa; Chordata; Aves; Apodiformes; Trochilidae. Gene Ontology annotation, cellular component: mitochondrion; mitochondrial intermembrane space. Gene Ontology annotation, biological process: mitochondrial respiratory chain complex II assembly; succinate metabolic process.
GGUGCGGCCGCCUCCGGGCUCCGCCUGUCACCGCUCGGCCGCCGCCAUGGCGGGCAGCCCGCGGAGCCUGUACCGGCGGAUCCUGCUGCUGCACCGGGCGCUGCCGCCCGCCCUGCGGGAGCUGGGGGAUCGCUACGUCAAGGAGGAGUUCAGGAAGCACAAGGCCGCCGGGCCCGCCGAGGCCCAGCGCUUCCUGCGGGAAUGGGAGAACUAUGCAGCACUGAUACAACAACAAAUUAAUGAGGACAAACAAAACUUGAGGGAAAAGACUGUGUAUGGAAUCCAGCUCACAGAAGAAAAACUCAAUGACUUCCGUGAUGAACAGAUUGGGCAGCUGAAGGAACUGAUGGAUGAGGCUACCAAACCUAUUAAAAAAAUCACCAUUUCUGAAGACUCAGAACACAAAAAAUGAAAGGGAUUAAAAAUUGUUUUCAUGCAUAUGGAAGCAUCUUGUAACUUCCAACUGGACUUAAAUGUGGUUUCUAUGGAAUACUGGUGAUGCUCAUGCCAUAAUGCGUGUGAAAUGGAUGUCUCUGGAUACUUGGCUUUCUGUGCAAGAAUAACAUUGAAAUGGAGUAAUCACAACAACUUUAUGUUAAUUACAGUAUUUUGCUUCUUCUAGUGGAAGGUGGGAGACUUCAAGAUUUGGUAAAAAUAAAUGGACAGUUUGAAAAUAGAAAAUCUUAUUUUUUUUUACCUUAGCACGCAUAGUGCAAUGCAUCUUUCUGUUUGUAUAUCAUCCUCUGCCUUAAUGAAAAAGGUGCAAUUAGUGUUUGUUUUCCAAUGUGGAUUCAGUGGAAAAAGAACAAAACUGUGGUACUAGUGUAGCUUAUUUCAAUGGGAAGAAAUGAGCAGUACUAGAAACACACAGUGCUGUUGAAAUUGAAAGCUGCUUUCUUUCUUGAGCUUUACUGUGAAAUGUGCUAUAAAAGAAAAGAUGUAGUUCACUAUUAAAUUGACCCUGUCUUAUGAAGAAAAUUCUACACUUUUUUCAAAGUGGGACUCAGAUUAUUGUUAGUAUGUAAAAUUUUAAAAAAUACUACUGAGUUCUGCUGCAGUUGGAAUUCACGAGCUCCUUCAAGCUCAGUACAUUGUUCAGUAUAGACCAGAAUUUGUAAACUGCUCAAUCGUGGAAAUUACUCUGUUCAUAAUACUGUAUAAUGAACAUCUGUAAUUUAUAGGAAACAUUUUAAGUCUUCAACAGGACAGUGCAUAUAUAUUGUAACACUGGUACUGUCAUGUUUAAGAAAAAAGUACCUGCUUUUUUAUCUCUU